AUGGCAUUCAAUGGAACCUGGCAGGUGUAUGCUCAAGACAACUAUGAAGAGUUUCUGAAAGCUCUUGCAUUGGCAGAUGACCUCAUCAAAGUUGCCAAAGACAUUAAGCCUGUUAUUGAAAUACAACAAAAUGGAAACAACUUUGUUGUGACAUCAAAAACACCUAAGCAGUCUGUAACAAAUUCAUUUACUCUGGGGAAAGAGGCUGACAUCACUACUAUGGAUGGCAAAAAAAUAAAGUGCACGGUUAACAUGAUAGGUGGGAAGCUUGUGUGCAAAUCAGAAACAUUCUCCCAUGAACAGGAAAUUAAAGGAAAUGAAAUGGUGGAGACUCUGACUGUUGGUUCAGCAACACUCAUCAGAAAAAGCAAGAAGGUAUAA
Molecule: messenger RNA, 381 nt
Organism: Emys orbicularis (European pond turtle)
Lineage: Eukaryota; Metazoa; Chordata; Testudines; Emydidae
Product: fatty acid-binding protein, liver-like
Exons: 4
Coding region: 1-381 (126 amino acids)
Biological process (GO): fatty acid transport
Cellular component (GO): cytosol; nucleus
Molecular function (GO): fatty acid binding
Source: RefSeq, a predicted model, not a curated record